This is a messenger RNA of Symbiodinium sp. CCMP2592, 4017 nucleotides long. The record is from the annotation of a GenBank genome assembly. Lineage: Eukaryota; Dinophyceae; Suessiales; Symbiodiniaceae.
GUCGGAAGGGCUUGAACAGGUGUGUGCGAAGAUGGCCAAAUUCAAACACACUUCAUGGGAAGUUAUGAUCAACGAGGAAAGAAAUCUUGCGGUGAAUAAGUGGCUCAGCCUAGUCAUGGUCGAGCCCUUGACCUUCGGUGUAGCUAGGAACUUCUACGCCGGCAAGGCAUCGGGGAUCUCUUCGGGAUCACUUGCAGACAGCAUUUCGGAUUGCCUUGCUGCCAAGGCCACUUCGACGAUCAAUGCCAGGGCGAAUUGCUUGUUGCGGUUUGUUUCUUGGGCAAAGGGGAACAUGCCGUUUGUUUUUCCCUUGACCGAGCAUGCUGUCUACGCAUACUUCGAGGAAAGGAAGUCCACAGCAGCGGCAACUUCGUUCAGGAGCCUUCUUUCUUCGGUUGCUUUCGCUCAGCAUGUGGUAGGCCUGGAAGGGUGUGACAAGGUUUACACUUCGGGUCGCGUCCGCGGCCUUGCGUCGAAGCUUUACAUGCAGAAGAGGAAGCUCAGGCAACGGAAUCCUCUGAGGGUCUCCGAUGUCAUUCUUCUUGAAAGGAUUUGUUGCAAGCUUGAAGACAGGUCUUUGCAGGACCGUAUCGCUGCAGGUUUCUUUCUCUUCUUGAUUUAUGCAAGAGCUAGAUACAGUGACGGGCAAAAUGUAGCAUCGCUGACUGAUUCGCCGCUCUACUUGGAGUGCAGUGUGGGCAGGUCCAAGACGAGUUUCACUUUGGAACGCAAGACCAGGUACUUGCCAAUGGCUGCCAGGAAGGUGGGCAUCAAGUGUGCAUGGGCCGAUGCGUGGCUUGAGGCUUUGGCAGAGGCGGGUCUUGCGAUCAAGCCGAACGACCCGUUGCUCCCCUGCCCUUCUUCGAAUGGUUCGUGGAAGAUGAUCCCGCUUCCGUGCGAUCAGGCUUGCUCGUGGCUCAGGAGCCUGCUGGGGAACGCUCAGAGCGAUCCCUACCUUGCAAAUGUAGGAACACAUAGCCUUAAGAGAACCUUGCUGAGCUGGGCAAGCAAGCGUGGUCUGCCCAGAGAACUGAGGGCCCUCUUGGGGUAUCAUACGUCCCGAGCCUCGGGCGCGGGAUCAGAGCUCAUCUAUGAGUCCGACGCCCAGUCGGCUCCGCUCAGGGCUUUGUCAUCUAUGAUCGACGAGGUGUCGUCCGGGGCCUUCAAGCCCGACAAACCAAGGGGGCAGCAGCUUGCUUCCGAGCUGUCGGCGAAUGCCGAUCCCGCGGGCGAUGAGAUCGAGUCGUCAGACUCUGAGGGCUCCGAAGACGAGGAGGAGAUCGACCACUCAGGGGACGAAGCUUGUGUUGCCGAGGCUUUGGACUGGCAUGGGAAGGUCGAUCUUGACAAGAUUGAUCCCUCGUGUGUUUUCUUUCGGCAUCGCCAAUCCAGGGUAGUGCACAUCACUGCCGACGAAGCCGGUGACAACCUAGGCUGCGGUAGGACCAUUUCGGGUCAGUACAGGAAGCUGGAGGUGGGUGUGGAUUCACUCGCAAAGGUCGCUUUCAUGACGAGCUACACGCCGGGCUCUGGCGAUGACAAGGACCUCAUUGCAGCGUUCGAGUCGGCCCUCGGGUUCGAGGUAGUGAGCAAACGCCUUGUGGGCCUUUCGAUCAAGAACCGUCUUGAGCCUGCCGAUAGCCUCGUCGACUCCUUCGUGUCCCAGUAUGAACAGGACAAGCUGCAGUUUGUCCCGUGGGAGAAGCUUGUUUCCAAAGAACAAGAGGCCUCAACAGGGGCAAAGCGAGAGCCUUUCUUCUCGCUGGACAGUACGGGCAAGCUCAGGUCGGAGACGAAGGUUGAGGUCCGUGCCGAUACUAGCACGGAGCUGCUCUUGCAGCUCGCGCUUCAAAGGCGCGGCAUCGCUAUGGAAAUGGCGAACAUCCUUGACUACCAUCGUCACCACAUGUGGGUUGAGCGCCUUCUUGCGGCGCGCCUCGACGCACCUCCGUCGACGCACAUGCAGCCCACACUUGAUCAGUGUCAGCAAGCUGACAGGAAGCUUUGGCAGCUUCUCGGAGAAGCGACUCGCUCAGGCAUCCAGCUCAAAGCUGGGGGGCGUCCAUUGGACGCCAUCUUCGAGGACACAUGGCAGUCACCAGAGGUGCUUCAUCUGCUUCAGCCGAUGCCUCGGGCAGCAGGCGCUUCAGUCACGCAGCAGGUGGCACCGCCGCCGAGGCCGCACGGGCCGGGCCCGUAUGAUCGUCCGGGCAAAGGCCGAAAGGGCACAGGGAAAGGUGCCAAGGGCACCAAAGGCAGCGGGAAAGCGUCCUGGAAUGCAAUCUGUGUGGGCCAGAAUACGCUGUCGGAUUUUCACAGGGAUUCCGGCAACCAACGGGGCACUUCCGAGGCCACGAGUCCCGCAGGCGAGCAGAUCCGGGGUGGGCAACCUUCCGAGUUGCUCCCGUUGGGCUUUCCGUGUGGAUCCGCCGCUGUGACUUCGCAGUCCUCUGGCGCGCAAUCUCCGCCCGAUGCAAAGGUGUCGCCUUCGCAGCAUGAAAAGCCUUUGUUCUUAGAGAUUUGUAGCGGGUCGGCUAUGCUGUCUUAUGUCGCCAAGGAGGCAGGCUACACUGUUGUGCCAAUCGAUUGGCACCACAACAAACAAAGAUCCUGUGUGCACACUCUGCAGCUUGAUCUCCGCCUCGCCAGCACGUGGUCAUUCCUGCGGCGCAUUUGCUCCGAAUACCAUGUCGCUUGGAUCCACAUGGUAGAUCAAGCUCGUGUUGAGAGUGCCAACUCCAUCUACGACAACAUGGAGUCCUUCUGCGACUGGCUGCUUCGAUUCAUGCCUCAUAUCCCGUUCUCCGUUGAGAACCCGUUGCACAGCUACCUUUGGCAAUUCCCGAAGUGGGCCGCAAUGGUCCAACGGCACUCCUUUGUCACAUUUGACUCGUGCCGGCACGGCUCGCAACGCAAGAAGGCCACGGCCCUUCUCACUAAUUCUGACUUCCUGCACUGCCUCUCGGGACCCUGUCCCGGCUGCUCCUCGCAUCUCCCAUGGGGUAAGCAAGGUCGCACCUUUGCAACCGCUGCAGAAACAGGGUAUCCUAAGCUUCUUUGUGAACGGAUAAUCUCAUGUGUGGACAAGUCGGCCACCUUGCGGGGCAUUGCGCCGGACCGACUGACUGUUUCAAAGGUCUCUGCUGCACGCGCCGCUGGUCAGGUGCAGCCAAGAGGGCGCAAGUUCCCACCGAUCAUUUCCGAAUUUGCUUAUACCGUUUCUGUUGGCAGCGCGGCAGCCCCCACUCUCAAUUCCAAAGAAUGCUUGUCAUCUGCAUGGCACGGCGUCCCUGCAGGUUCAAAGCUCCUCCGGGAGUCAGUGGAGAGGGGAGGUUCGCGACUCCCUGAGGGCAACAAGUUCUACGUGUUCGGAGUGUAUCGAUCCAUGCAGGCUUUCUUGAACGAAGCAAAGCUAGUCGUGCACCCGUUUGAUUCCGCCAGGUCGCUCCCGGAUGAACUUUUGCGAGUCUUGUUCGACACACUCACUAAGGGUCCGGUCGACACGAUGAGACAUCGCCUUCUUAAGCUGCAGCACUGGCGUGCCCUUGCCAAACAGCUUGAGCCCGAAGAAGAGAAAAUCAGGUCAGCCAUGGAUCCGUGUGUGAGGAGGGUCCUCGGCAACAAGCGUAUAGCGCUCAUGAAGAGCGUUGCCGCAGAAUUGUCGUGGCCUGACACCACUCUCUUCGAUGACCUUGCAGCCGGUUUUAAAUUAACAGGGUACUUAGGUCGCACGGGGGUCUUUGCUAGUGACGUUAAGCCUGCCACGAUGGACCUUGAUGAAUUUUGGUCGAGCGCCCCGCUUCGCAGGGAAACUCUUCUUGAAAAGGUCAAGGGCCAAAAGGACCAUGACUAUGCCGAGGAGCUCUGGAACAUGACGCUUGAAGAGUCCGAUAAGUCUGGGAAGAGCUGGCUUGACGGCCCGUUCGAUGUCGACUCUCUGGGGAGCAUGUUCCCCGACGGUUGGAACGCCUGCCGGCGUUUUGCAGUAUGGCAGGGCAAAUGGCGUGCCAUCGAUGA